AUGUUGUGGACGACGAUUCACCCAUCAACCUUGGUCGUUGCGGCCGCAGGGCUGCUUCUCCUUCAAGUCCUCAUUAAUUUGAGACGUUGUAAGCCGCGCAGCGGACUGAUGAGCAAGAUCGAUGCCGUAGGCGUCUCGUCGAGAAACGACAGCGUCUCAUGGCUCGUCGCCAUCGUGAAAUCGGUAGUAGUGAUGCAAGAAACAAUGCGCGAAGGCUACGAAAAAUUCUCGAAGUACGACAAGCCUUUUGCACUUCCUACUAUGUCGAACGGCGGGGCUGUGCUCGUGUUGCCGCCUUCGAUGUUGCACCUUCUCAAGAAGCCUAGGGAUGAGCUUUCAGGCUACAAUGCUCUGAUCGAUAACGCUCAGUUUCGGUAUCUCAUGACAGACAAGGACGUCUGGGACAACGUCAUACACUUCGACAUCGUCCGCAAGGACCUAGCGCAGAAGAACAUGGGACCGAUAGCUAGCGUCAUGGCCGAAGAGUGGGACCUAGCUUUCCGCUCAUGCUGGGGUCAUUCCAAAGGCGGAAUCUCUGUUGAUGCGUGGGAAUCUAUGGUGCGCAUUGUUGCUCAUGCCGCCUUGCGCGUUAUGGUCGGUCUUCCUGGAUGCAGGAAUCAGGAGUACCUAAACCAGUCGAUAAAGUAUGCCAACGCAGUCUUGACCGACGGCUGCCUCAUUAGCUGUCUGCCUCCCUCAGUCAGACCUGUACUAGGGCGUAUCAUGUCAUUGCGAGCCCGAUAUCAUCAACGAAAGCUUAUGAAGAUAUUAGUACCUAUAGUUGAAGAGAAAAUGCGUCAAUGCGACGGUGGAAAAGAUCGGGAUGCCGGUCCGGGUGAUGUGAUUCAAUGGUUGAUUCGCGUUGCCAAGAACCAUGGAUCCGAGCAGAUGGUCGCUAAAAAGAUAGCCCUACGCAUCCUUGCCCUCACGCCCAUGUUCAUCUUUGCCAACGGCUGGGUCUUCGCCCAUGCUGUGCUAGAUAUAUAUUGCAGUGAAGACGGGGACGAUGUUAUAAAGACUCUCGAGACUGAAUGUCGCCGUGUCUCGGCCGAAUACGGCGGUCUUUCGUCGAAAGAGGCAGUCGACGCGCUCCAUAGUGUGGACUCCGCAAUACGUGAGUCCAUGCGUUACAACGACGUGUCGACAUACCUGCUCCCCUUCGAUGUCAUCUCUGGCGGGGCAAUCGAGCUUGGUCAAGGCCUCCAAAUCACGGCUGGGUCUGGCGUUCGGUCUGUUUAUCCCGUGCAGAUGGUACAUAUGGACCCGGAUUUGUACCAAAACCCUGAGCGUUUCGAUCCUUUCCGCUUCUCACGAGGAUUUGAUCCUUCAAACCCGAAUAGCUGUCCGCUAGGGACCACAAGAGAAACCAUGACCACUGUAAGCACCUCAUUUCUUCCCUUCGGCUAUGGAAGACAUGCUUGCCCAGGCCGAUGGUUCACAGCUCAGAUGAUGAAACAGGCGGUUGCUCAUGUGCUUCUCAAUUAUGACGUCCAAAUUUUAAAGAAGCCUACAAGAAAAACUUCAAUUCUCAACUUCAUGGCCCCACCACAAGAUGUCGAGAUGCUUGUAACUCGAAAAGCAAGAAUUUGA
Daldinia childiae is the source of this 1590-nucleotide messenger RNA. Its product is annotated as Ent-kaurene oxidase. The transcript is spliced from 2 exons. The record is from RefSeq and is a predicted model, not a curated record. The coding region runs from base 1 to 1590 and encodes 529 amino acids. Lineage: Eukaryota; Fungi; Ascomycota; Sordariomycetes; Xylariales; Hypoxylaceae. Gene Ontology annotation, molecular function: heme binding; monooxygenase activity; iron ion binding.